Pteronotus mesoamericanus is the source of this 1195-nucleotide messenger RNA. It is a transcript of the gene CFAP20, whose product is annotated as cilia and flagella associated protein 20. Gene Ontology annotation, cellular component: motile cilium; ciliary basal body. The coding region runs from base 248 to 829 and encodes 193 amino acids. The record is from RefSeq and is a predicted model, not a curated record. The transcript has 6 exons. Gene Ontology annotation, biological process: positive regulation of cell motility; regulation of cilium beat frequency involved in ciliary motility; cilium assembly. Lineage: Eukaryota; Metazoa; Chordata; Mammalia; Chiroptera; Mormoopidae.
GGCGGGGAGAGUGGCGCGGUUGGCAGUUGCUGUGGUUUCCAGCCCCGGGUGGGUUAGUUCUUCGGAAAGCGGGAACACACGGACUUAGCGUCCCGCGUCCAGGUCCAGGUGUUGGUCUCUGCCGAUCCGGAGGUCAGCUGCACAGCAUCCCUUGUUCGGAUCAGGGUCGGACCCCUCUUUUACCUUCGCCACUUAGUAUCCAUAUCUAGGUCGCUCCGGCGCGGCCGAGGAGAAGGCCGCCUGCGAAAUGUUCAAAAACACGUUCCAGAGCGGCUUCCUCUCCAUCCUCUACAGCAUCGGCAGCAAGCCCCUGCAGAUCUGGGACAAAAAGGUGCGGAAUGGCCACAUUAAAAGAAUCACUGAUAAUGACAUCCAGUCCCUGGUGCUAGAGAUUGAAGGGACAAAUGUCAGCACCACGUACAUCACGUGUCCUGCAGACCCGAAGAAGACACUGGGGAUUAAGCUUCCAUUCCUUGUCAUGAUUAUCAAAAACCUGAAGAAAUAUUUUACUUUCGAAGUACAGGUGCUAGAUGACAAGAACGUGCGGCGGCGGUUUCGGGCGAGUAACUACCAGAGCACCACACGGGUGAAGCCCUUCAUCUGCACCAUGCCCAUGCGGCUGGAUGAAGGCUGGAACCAGAUUCAGUUCAACCUGUCGGACUUCACUCGGCGGGCCUAUGGCACCAAUUACAUUGAGACCCUCAGAGUGCAGAUCCAUGCAAACUGCCGCAUCCGACGGGUUUACUUCUCAGACAGACUGUACUCAGAAGAUGAACUGCCAGCAGAGUUCAAACUCUAUCUCCCAGUGCAGAACAAGGCGAAGCAAUAACUGGAAUGCAAUUCAAGGGAUGGACCCUGGACCUGACUUUAAUUUUAGAAAGGAAACUAUCUGGAGGACAAUGCAGAAAAAAAUAUAUUUAUAUUAGUUCACUGUGCUGUGGUUCUUUUAUCUACUACUUGGUGUCCCUUGCCGCAGACACCAGUGACCACGCCGUACGUAAUUGCGUUGUAAGUACAGCGGGGCAUCCGUGGCUGCUGAGCCUCCCGCUGCCCGCCCCAGUGUGUGGGGAGAUGCAUUACCACGAACUUACGGAAUUAAAGAUGUCAACUUCAGACCAAUGUUUCUUUCUACGGUUUGUUCUUUGUUUUAUAUGUUAUUCAAAUAUAUGUAUAUGCUGCGUAAUACUCAUAACCC